AUGGCUACGAUAAAACUUAACGAAAUUGACCUAAAUUGUCAUACAAAAACAUUAAGUGUUCAAACUCUUCUAUGCUGUCUAGUUUGUUUCUUACCAUCCUCAUGUGAGCUUCUACAUGUGUUCAGAAUUUUAUUAUUUCCAACAUUUAAACUGCAACGGUUUUGCAGAGCAACACUCAUUGCACAUCAUAGAUUAGCAAGACUUGAAAAAAAUGGUGCUACCGUUAAUACCGCGUUUUUCGCUGCUACUGAACUCAGAACGUCUGUCGAGUUCGAGUGGUCUGAGGAGGAUACAAAAUAUGAUAAUAUUGCUGUUACCAUGCAUAAUGAUACUCGUUUUCCUGUCGCAAAAAAAGCGGCUUAUUCCUAG
This is a messenger RNA of Mucor mucedo, 369 nucleotides long. RefSeq lists its product as uncharacterized. The transcript is spliced from 3 exons. The record is from RefSeq and is a predicted model, not a curated record. NCBI's taxonomy places the organism in Eukaryota, Fungi, Mucoromycota, Mucoromycetes, Mucorales, Mucoraceae. Bases 1 to 369 code for a protein of 122 amino acids.